CUCGGCGGCUCUCGACGCGCUGUGGGCGGAGACCAGAUUCCGGUUCCGGGUGUUUCCAUAUCCCAGUCGGAGGCUUUCGGAUCUCCGAUUAUGAACAUUUCUCCGAACCUUCUCUCCACCUCCACCUAAUCAGAGCUGCCUUGGACCAUUAGGAAGGUCCCGCCGAAGCCGUGAACAUGACGACCCGCUCGGAGAGGGAGAAGGCCCAGAAGCUGAACGAGCAGCACCAGGCCAUCCUGUCCAAAAUGCUCCGAGAGGAAGACAACAAGUAUUGCGCCGACUGCGAGGCGAAAGGUCCGCGGUGGGCGUCCUGGAACCUGGGAGUCUUCAUCUGCAUCCGCUGCGCCGGCAUCCACAGGAACCUGGGAGUUCACAUAUCCAGAGUCAAGUCUGUCAACCUGGACCAAUGGACCUCGGAACAAAUCCAGAGCAUACAGGACAUGGGCAACACCAAAGCCCGGCGGCUCUACGAGGCCAACCUUCCAGACAGCUUCAGGAGACCUCAGACGGACCAAGCCGUCGAAUUCUUCAUCAGGGACAAAUACGAGAAAAAGAAAUACUACAGCAAGAAUGGCCUGGAUCGCAGCAGCCCCAAAGACAAGAAAGAGAAGGAGCCUGACAGGGGGGGCAAGGUGUCGUCUCACUCCAAGAGUGAAGAGUCCAGGCCCGUUCCCAAAGUCAGCCCCGCAAAGCCUGCAGAGCCGCCGGUGAACCUGCUCGGCCUCGACGCGCCGGCUGCCGUGUCGCCCAACAAUGGAAACACAAGCACAAGCCAGAACAGUGACCUGGAUAUCUUUGGGCCCAUGGUGUCCAAUCCUCUGCCCUCGUCCUCGUCUGCAGCUCAGUUUUCUCAGGUGAGCUCCAGUAACUCGGCCAGCACCCCCACACAAGCUGCAGCGGGAGGGGGGGCCGGCUCAGGGUCCACACAGGGAGACCUGGACCUGUUCAGCGAAAGCAGCAGCGGCAGCACGAAGGCUGAGCAAGCAGACGCCAGCAAGAAGACUUUAUCCAAGGACUCCAUUCUGUCGCUGUAUGGAACCAGCAGCAUGUCUCCUCAGGCCCCCCCAGCCGGCAUGUUCAUGGCCCCCUCUCAGAUGCAGUUUCCAGUCCAGGCCACCGCCGGCUACCAAGCCUUUCCUGGGAUGGGCGCAGGCGUACCCCCCACCACUGUGAUGGGCGCCAUGAUGGCUCAGAGUGGAGCCGCCAUGAUGGGGCCCAAUCCAGGCAUGAUGGUUGGGAUGACCAUGCCCAACGGCUUCAUGGGAAACGCUCCUGCGGCGGGAAUGAUGGGCAUGGCUCCCAGGAUGGUGGGGCCGCAGGGCGGCGCGAUGCCCGCCGGCAUGGUGCCCGCUCAGGGCAUGUACGCCAUCCAGCCGGGGCAGCAGGCGCAGUGGAGCAUGGGACAGGUGAGCCAGCAGAUGUCGGGCCUGAAUGUGAACGGAGCAGGGGGGCAGAUGGCCUUCGCUCAGCCCCCCUCAGCCAUGGGCGGGUGGGCCGCCUCCGGAUCGGGCCAAACCCUGAGCACACAGCUGUGGAAGUGAGCCUGGGAGGGGCUCGGCGUCGGGUCCCAGCGAAGGCUGCAGAAACUGCAAACUCAAAGUGUGCAGCCCCCUCCCCCCCACUCCGGGCCCUUCCUCCUCACAGAUCAGCCUUCAGAACAUGUCUGUCUUCUCCUCUCUGUCUCUCUUUCUCUCUAUUGUGCGAGUGAAUUGGGAGUUCUACAGGAUCUCAGCUUGGCAGUUUCUGCCUGUCGUUUUGGGUUUUGGAUUUAUGACUUUAUUUUCCUUUUUUGGAAAAAUUGCAAGAAAAAAUAAACAGUCCCAACAUCGACAUAUCAGUAAAGCUGCAGGACCAGUUACACAAGCUUUUAUUUUAUCACUGUAUCAUUCUAAGAGUAUAGGAUGUUUAAAUGAAUAGUAUUUAACGGGAGAGGUUGUGAGGAUGGGGAGUCGGCGCGGCUCCCACAUGUACAGCUCUGUAUAACCUUCUUUUAAAGUACCUGUGGUUCUCCUACCAAAUUAAAGCCACCAAAAAGAAA
Messenger RNA from Oryzias latipes (Japanese medaka), 2038 nucleotides. RefSeq names its product stromal membrane-associated protein 1. NCBI's taxonomy places the organism in Eukaryota, Metazoa, Chordata, Actinopteri, Beloniformes, Adrianichthyidae. Gene Ontology annotation, cellular component: cytoplasm. Gene Ontology annotation, molecular function: GTPase activator activity; metal ion binding. Gene Ontology annotation, biological process: regulation of clathrin-dependent endocytosis. The record is from RefSeq and is a predicted model, not a curated record.